CCGCACAAAUCGGACCAAACCCAACAAACGAGUUCCACUCUGUCUUCCCUUUUUUAUCCCCAAAAUCAACCCUAAUUUAUUCUUCUGCAAUAUCACACUUCUAUUUCACCCUCUCCUUCACCAAAGGAAAGGGACAUAGAAGAAACCCUAAUUUUUUUUUAUAAAAAAAAAACAAGAAGCAAACACUAUUACACACGUUUUGAUCUCCUAAACACUUCAGUUUAUAUAUCCCGAAAUGGGUCUUAAACUCUUGUUCGUCUUUGCCCUUUUGACCUUAGCCAUGGUGGCUGAGUCAGCUAACGCGUCAUGGCCGUUGACCAAAUCUUGCGUCAAUGGCGAGGGAUGCAUUGGAGAUGAAGACGGGGUAGAGACUCUGAUGGAUUCAGAGACUAACCGCCGCCAGUUAGCACAGGGGAGACGUUACAUAAGCUACGGCGCUUUGAGAAAGAACAACGUUCCAUGCAGCAGACGCGGUCGGUCUUAUUACGACUGCAGGAGGAGGAAGAGAGUGAAUCCGUACAGACGUGGUUGCAGUGUCAUUACACAUUGCGCUCGGUUCACCUCUUGAUAAAUCGAACCGAUCAAGAAAUCGUGUUCGAAAAAAUUCGAGGGGAGGGAAGAGAUCGUGAUUUCGUGAUUUCGUAAUUUCCAUAUCGAAAUGGACAUAACUUGAUAUUGCAUGCAUAAUGUUUUUAAGUACGUACGUACCAUGUUUUUUUUUUUUUUUUGUUAUGAUCAUGCAUUUGCACCUUCUGGUUAUCUGUUUUUUUUAAUGUGUCGUUUUUUUUUCGGGGUUUUUUUUUGGGAUAUUCUGGUUUUGUUUUCGUCGUAUAAUUAAGUGAUUAUCUAUAUGUUAAUUAUAUAAUUAAACAUGUGUUUGUGAAAAUCGAGAGCAAAUGGAUCAUCUUCUUGUUUCUUUCUUUCAUGUUCCAUGUGUGUAUCUUUUAUUGAUCACGUUUAUUAUACCAUUGUAUAGUAUAAUGUACGGACACAAUUUAUUUAUGUAACUUCCAUGUUCGUAUAAAAAGCUUAAUUUAA
Molecule: messenger RNA, 1038 nt
Organism: Tarenaya hassleriana
Lineage: Eukaryota; Viridiplantae; Streptophyta; Magnoliopsida; Brassicales; Cleomaceae
Product: protein RALF-like 19
Exons: 1
Coding region: 236-568 (110 amino acids)
Source: RefSeq, a predicted model, not a curated record